GUUUUUUUUGAGCAGACAAUUAGUGAAGACCUGGAGGAUAAACAUUUUGUUUCUUCCUAGCUUUUACUUGCUUCUAGCUCACUUGCAGCUCUCUUCCAAAUCAUAUAUAAACCACUGCAAUUGUCUUUUUUCUUUGAUAUUUUUAGUUUCCUUCUGAUCAUCUCUGGUUUUUUCUGCAUUUCAUCCCAACGGCUGCUUCUUAAUAUUCCUUAUUACUAAUCUACUUCAUUUCGCCCCAGUAUAUCCACAUAUUUACUUUCUCCAACCUUCUUCUGUUUUUACGAAUCUCUUAUCAAUAUGACUCAACAAAAAAUCGACCUCAACUUCAAACCCGCAGCAAAAUUAACUACUGAUGAUUUAAACCCCUUAGCAAUCAAUGCUAAAUACGCUGUUCGUGGUAAAAUCGCUGCCAGAGCUGAAGAAUUAAAAGAAAUCCUUAAAAAAGAUCCAUCAUCUGUUCCCUUCCCAGAAGUUAUUAACUGUAACAUCGGUAACCCACAGCAAUUAGACCAAAAGCCUUUAACUUUCUAUAGAAGUGUUUUAUCUUUAUUACAAUCCCCAAGUUUAUUGAAAAAUGAAAACAUCUCAGAACUUUUCCCUGCUGAUGUCAUCCAAAGAGCCACUGAUUUAAUCUCCAAUAUUGGCUCAAUUGGUGCUUAUUCAAACUCUCAAGGUGUUAAAUACAUCAGAGAAAGAGUAGCUGAUUUCAUCUCCAAAAGAGAUGGUGAACCAUCCUCUCCAAACGAUGUCUUCUUAACCUCUGGUGCCUCUACUGCUGUCAACUACUUAUUGACUGCUUUAUGUGUUGGUAACGACACCGGUUUAUUAAUUCCAAUCCCACAAUACCCUCUUUAUACCGCUACUUUGGCUCUUAAUAACUCUAACCCAAUUCCUUAUUACUUAAAUGAAGAAAACAAUUGGUCAACUGACCCAAUUCAAAUCACUCAAGCCAUUGAAGAAAAUUUGAAAAAGGGCAUCAAAAUCAAUGGUUUAGUCGUCAUUAACCCAGGUAACCCAACUGGUGCCAUCUUAGAAGAAUCUGAUAUCAGAGAUUUAAUUACAAUUGCCGCCAAAUACGGUUUCGUCCUAAUCGCUGAUGAAGUUUACCAAGAAAAUAUCUUCAAUGGUAAAUUCAUCUCAUUUAAAAAAGUCUUGAGAGUCUUACAAAGAGAAAAUCCAGAUGGAAAAUAUGACAACGUUCAAUUAGCUUCCCUACACUCUACUUCAAAGGGUGUUUCUGGUGAAUGUGGCCAAAGAGGUGGUUAUAUGGAAUUGGUUGGUUUCGACCCUGCUGUUGAAGCUGUCAUUCUUAAAUUAGCUUCCAUCUCUUUAUGUUCCUCUGUUUCUGGUCAAAGUUUGGUUGAAUUAAUGUGCAACCCACCAACCCAAGGUGAAUCAUCUUACGAAUUGGAUCACACUGAAAGAUUAAGCAUCCACAAUGGUUUGAAUGAAAGAGCCAUUUCUUUAUGGAAGAGUUUCCAAAAUAUGAAAGGUGUUUCAUGCAUCAAACCACAAGGUGCUAUGUAUUUGUUCCCAAAGAUCACAAUUCCAGAAAAGGCUAUUGCAAAAGCUAUUGAAUUGGGUGAACAACCUGAUGAAUAUUACUGUUCUCAAUUGUUAGAAAACACUGGUAUUUGUGCUGUUCCAGGUUCUGGUUUUGGUCAAAAGAAAGGUACCUACCAUGUUAGAACUACCUUCUUAGCUCCAGGUACCUCAUGGGUUAAGAGAUGGGAAGAUUUCCACAACAAAUUUAUCGAAGAUUUCGCAUAAUUUUAAUUUGGAUAUUUAAUUUAAUGUUAAUAAAUUUAUGGUUAUAUUUUAUUUAUUUUUUUAUUUUUAUUUUUUGUUUCUAUAUAUUUUAUAUACUUUAUUAGAUAAUG
Molecule: messenger RNA, 1880 nt
Organism: Ascoidea rubescens DSM 1968
Lineage: Eukaryota; Fungi; Ascomycota; Saccharomycetes; Ascoideales; Ascoideaceae
Product: putative alanine transaminase
Exons: 1
Coding region: 298-1770 (490 amino acids)
Biological process (GO): biosynthetic process
Molecular function (GO): pyridoxal phosphate binding; L-alanine:2-oxoglutarate transaminase activity
Source: RefSeq, a predicted model, not a curated record